Molecule: messenger RNA, 3975 nt
Organism: Pogona vitticeps (central bearded dragon)
Lineage: Eukaryota; Metazoa; Chordata; Lepidosauria; Squamata; Agamidae
Gene: ARRDC3
Product: arrestin domain containing 3
Biological process (GO): protein transport
Cellular component (GO): endosome; cytoplasm; plasma membrane
Source: RefSeq, a predicted model, not a curated record
UGAGCUGGCAGCGGCGGAGCGCUUGUCUUUGUAGAGAGACCACAGAGCGGGAGAGGCGCUGCGAGCAGCAUCUCUUCUAGCGUGGGUACUUUUAAAGGAAUCCCAAUGAAGUGCUCGUAGGAGAACGCACUGAUCCUGCCUGCAGUCUUUUUCGCAGGGCAGGAGAAAUCAGAUCAGUGUCAAGUGAAGAUCACAUUUUUUUUCCGAUGUGAGAUCUUGACUCUCCUUCCUUCCCCUUUUUUUCUUACAGUAUAUUUUUAUAGACUUUGUAAUUACAGAAAAAAAGAAAAAAAAUCAACAUGGUGCUGGGGAAGGUGAAGAGUUUGACGAUAAGCUUCGACUGUCUUAAUGACAGUAAUGUCCCCGUCUAUUCUAGCGGGGACACUGUCUCAGGAAGGGUGAAUUUAGAAGUGACUGGGGAAAUUAGGGUCAAAUCGCUUAAAAUCCAUGCAAGAGGACAUGCAAAAGUGCGCUGGACGGAAUCGAGAAAUGCUGGAUCCAACACUGCCUAUACACAGAAUUACACGGAAGAAGUAGAAUAUUUCAACCACAAGGAUAUCUUAAUUGGGCACGAAAGGGAUGAUGAUAAUUCCGAAGAAGGCCUCCACAUAAUUCAUUCAGGACGGCACGAAUAUGCAUUCAGUUUUGAGCUUCCACAGACACCACUUGCUACCUCAUUUGAAGGCAGACAUGGCAGUGUGCGCUAUUGGGUGAAAGCAGAAUUGCACAGGCCUUGGCUUCUACCAGUAAAAUUAAAGAAGGAAUUUACAGUCUUUGAACAUAUAGAUAUCAACACUCCUUCAUUACUGUCACCCCAAGCAGGCACAAAAGAAAAGACUCUCUGUUGCUGGUUUUGUACCUCAGGCCCAAUAUCCUUAAGUGCCAAAAUUGAAAGGAAGGGCUAUACCCCAGGUGAAUCAAUUCAUAUCUUUGCGGAGAUUGAGAACUGCUCUUCCCGGAUGGUGGUGCCAAAGGCUGCCAUUUAUCAAACACAGGCAUUUUAUGCCAAAGGGAAAAUGAAGGAAGUGAAGCAGCUGGUUGCGAACUUGCGUGGGGAAUCCUUGUCAUCAGGGAAGACUGAAACCUGGAAUGGCAAACAGUUAAAAAUUCCACCCGUCUCCCCUUCAAUUCUCGACUGUAGCAUAAUCCGUGUGGAAUAUUCACUAAUGGUAUAUGUGGAUAUUCCAGGUGCAAUGGACUUGUUUCUUAAUUUACCACUUGUAAUUGGUACUAUUCCUUUACAUCCCUUUGGCAGCAGAACAUCGAGUGUGAGCAGUCAAUGUAGCAUGAAUAUGAAUUGGCUUGGUCUGACACUGCCUGAAAGACCAGAAGCACCUCCUAGCUAUGCAGAAGUGGUCACUGAGGAGCAGAGACAGUCCAACUUAGCUCCUGUAGCUGCUUGUGAUGACUUUGAAAGAGCACUUCAAGGACCAUUAUUCGCCUACAUCCAGGAGUUCCGAUUCCUGCCUCCUCCACUUUAUUCAGAGAUUGACCCAAACCCAGAUCAGCCUUCAGAUGACAGACCAUCCUGCCCCUCCCGCUGAAGGAAUGCUUCCUAAGAAGAGUUGACUUGGGUCAGAAUUGUAUUUUCACAGUGAUGGGAAUAAAGUUGUCCCACAGAGAGACACACCUUAAAAGGAAGUUGUUGCCUGAAGAAAAAGGUGAAAUAAUGAAACAACCUGUGAUAAUGCUUUUGAAGCCUACAGCAAACAUCAUAGGACUGCUCUUCAUGCUUGAAGACCUGAGCUUUCCCUCCGUUUAUACCGGCACAUGCUAAGAGCAGCCUUAAUAGCCUACACUCGUGUGUCAAAACACUCAUUGUGUUGCAAGAGGGGUGAUUUCCUCUUUUGAUUUGAAAAUUUGCACAUGCUCAAUGCUUUUGUUGUGCGGUUCAGUGUCACUACAGCUUUUUCUCAUUUAUGUUGGACUGUUAUUAACCCCUUCUGACUUGUUUGUGGUCCGCACAACAAGGAGCAAAAGAAAGCUUUGAAAACUUUGAUGACAAAUGCACUGAUUUUUUUUUUAUUUAGAAAACAAACAAUAAAGAGUCUGGACUUUUUCUGCAUAUACAUAUGCUCAGAAUUGUCCCAGUAAAACUGAUCCAUAUAUCACCUCUUCAGCUUGGAUCCUGUUGUGGAUUUAUUACAAACAUCAAAUGCCUUCAAGCCAAUCCUAGCUGUAUGUUUUGCAGCCUACUGUAGUAGACAAGCAACAGAUAUACGGGGCAAAAAAUAACAGAAGGAAACUAAUAGGAGUCUCAGUCAAGAUUGUAUACAUUCUUGAUUCCUUUUUAAGAAUUUGUUGCCUUUCUACUAUUACUGCAAAGAAGAAUUUUGUUACAGACUGCCUAAAAUCACUUAAUCUCAGGUGAACUCAUCACUUGCCAAAAUGUUGAAAUGCUAUUUGUUUAUGUUGCACUGUUGAAUUUUGUUUUUGUUUUUUCCUUUUCCUGUUUUUGUUACAUGGCUUGUUUUAGUUGGAAAAGGGUGACUUGGGAAAGGGACAUACACAAAUGAAUGCAUCUUCAUUUCUUAUUGUCUUUCCAAACAUUAGAACAGCCACAGGGAGGUAACACGCAGCAAAUAUGUCAGUUAAGAGUUACUGAGGAAAAGUUGUGUAUUAGUCAUAUAGUCUUAGGACAGGGGUUUCUCAAGUCAUUGGGGUAGGAAAAGUGAACUAAUUUUUAUAAGUACUUAUUCCAUGACUGUACAUGUGCAUGAAGUAGCAUUUUCAGAAAUAUUUUCCACUAAGUACCACUUGGAAUGUGUUCUCUCAAAGACUAAAGAAAUACUGAGUGAAAUUAGUAGCCAGCUAAUUGGCACAAAAUUGCUUUGAGUAUAUAAUCUUGAGUGCGGGUUCAGCACAGAUUACCAAGGGUCAGUUGGUGAAUAAUGUGUUUGAAGCCCUCAAAUGCUGGUUUAUCAGCAUAAAAGAUGUACAUUAACGCACAACUGUCCUUUUCCGAAAGAAACUCAUAGCUGAUUUUUACCAAAACCACCCAUCCUUGUUCCAAAUGGCAACAGUGUAGCUGUUGUACUGAUUAAUCCUGUGUUUUACAGCCUGACUGGUUUAAGGUUUGCUUUCUCCUAGGUAAAACUCCACUGAUUCACAUCUGUCUUGCUGUUGAGGCUUUGUAACAGGAUAGGCUUUUCCAUAAGUGGCCUUUAAGAAAACAUGGACAAGAAUUCAUGUUUGAACAAUAACAGGGUGAAAAAUAAACAGUAUAAAAACGAGUCACGUUUUAUGUGAUUCUGUUAUAAAGAGUUUCGCCUUCAGCAAGCAGACUUUAUGUACUCGAUAAUAAAAUAAUUGAGUGAUGGAACUUACGUUUUAAUUUUGCUAAGCAAUUUUGUGAAUGUCCCUCUUCCACAGAAGAUUUAAUUUAAAAUGUGGGAAUGUGGCAUAAAAGGGCAUUUGGUGAUUCUAUUUGGGGGGGGGGUUGUUUUGUUUUUUGGGGUUUUUUGGUGGGAAGGGCUUAGUUUUUGUUUCAAGCAACUAGGGAACAAUUGCUGUUGCAUAGCAUUACAUUUAUCACCAUAUGAUGGAUGUUUCCAAAUGAAGUGGGAUUGACCAAUAUUGCAGUAAUUGGCAUUGCCUCACAUUUUGUGAGCUGGUUAAAAAUGUAAACACUAUUAAACAUUUUUUUUAAAAAAAUCUAUUCUGUGGCAUUACUGUUAUUUCUGAUUUCAUAAAAUAUUGGUCAGUUUCUGGACAUUGUAAAAUAAAAGGUUCAGAAAUACUAGUCCAGUACUUAAAAUAUCUCUUGUUUUUUUUAAAAAAAGGGGGGUAGAAAUGAGUAAAAUCCAAAAUGUUAGAAAAAAACAACAAAGUGCAAUAUUUAAUGUUUGCUUUAUAGGUUAUAUUCAGUAGCUGUUUGUAUUAUAUUUUCUUUUUUAUUUUCUUUUUUUCAGUUUGGUGCUGAAUAUGUCCUUGUAGACUCUUGUUUCAAAAAAAAAAAAACGUGGAAAACAAUUU